This is a messenger RNA of Microthlaspi erraticum, 966 nucleotides long. The record is from the annotation of a GenBank genome assembly. NCBI's taxonomy places the organism in Eukaryota, Viridiplantae, Streptophyta, Magnoliopsida, Brassicales, Brassicaceae.
AUGUCUGUCUCUCUGUCUCGACCACGUAUCCUUCUCGGCUAUGUUGUUGAACGCGGUACUGAGAGGCGAUUGUUCGUUCUCUCUUUGCCUCAAUAUCCUCAAGAUUCAAACUACUCACCGGUAAUAUUCAAAUCCGAUGUGCCAAUCAAGAACUAUGGCUUUUGCAAUUCAGUCCGUGGCAUCAUCUGUGUUUCUCAAGAGAAUCAUUUUAUGAUAUGUAAUCCAACAACAAGACAAUUCAUAGCGAUACCCAAUGACCCAACCGGGUUUGAUCCUACGGAUAAUAUGUUCAACGCGACAGCAUCUGUGUACUUGGGAUACGACGAAAGCAAUGAUCAGUACAAGAUAAUGCGAACGAUUAGGACGCAAGUUAGAUCUCCUGAACAUAGCGUAUGUACGUUGAGACUAGGAGAACAAACUUCUAUUUCAUCGUGGAGGCGCGUCGAAAGUGGUAACGACUAUUAUUGUCGCAUGACUAAUGCAUUAUGCAUCCGUGGAGUUGUGUAUUAUGGAGCUUGGGAAAUUCCAUUAAACAGCUUGGUCAUCAAGAUUCUGAGUUUUGAUGUUGCAUCUGAACGGUUACUUCUCAUGGAAGUACCUAAAGAGCAUAGGUUAGUUCGUCUACUAAACUAUCAAGGAAAAUUAGGCUGCUUUUGCGGCACCAAGGAUAACGGUCUUAGUUUGUGGAUUCUUGAUGAUGCUAAGAAGCAGAUUUGGUCCAAGACUUGUGUUUUUUCGCCUUCUUUGUGUGAUUCAUAUCGAAAACUCAAUCUACGAACCUGCGGCGCCACUGAUGCCGGGGAGAUCCUUUUUGUGUCGACAAUGAUUUCUGGUGCCUUUGAGCUUUUCUAUUACGAUAUAAAGAAGAACGAGGUGAGUAAACAAGUUAAAAUUAGAGAUAUCUCCGAGAAUGAUAAGCUUACACAUUUAAGUCUUUCAUGUGGACAUGUGGAGAAUAUUAUUUAA